AUGAAUUUAGCUUAUACACCCACAGUUAUUGCUGUUUGCAACCUACACACUCAGUCAGACUCUCAGGAUAUGAACAACAACAGCACCUUCGUACCUGAUGAGACAUUGAAAUUCGAUGACAUUGACAUAAAAACCUUUAAUGAUAAAGGUGUACAAUGUGACCCUGAUCCCCUACUGGAGGAGAACCUUGCCCUGAGGAAAGAGUUAGAGGAUCUCAAGAGAGAACGUGACCGACACAAAUGGAGUGCAGAGAAAAUUGCCAAUGAUGAUGGAAAGACCAAGUAUUACACUGGGCUACCUUCCUAUGCAGUGUUCAUCUGGCUUUUCAAUUUCCUGAGACCUAAGGCAGAGAGAAUGAGGUAUUGGAUUAGUUCCAACACAGACCAGGAUUCAGACAGACAGAGAGUAUGA
This is a messenger RNA of Saccostrea cuccullata (small rock oyster), 411 nucleotides long. RefSeq lists its product as uncharacterized. Lineage: Eukaryota; Metazoa; Mollusca; Bivalvia; Ostreida; Ostreidae. The coding region runs from base 1 to 411 and encodes 136 amino acids. The transcript has 3 exons. The record is from RefSeq and is a predicted model, not a curated record.